Molecule: messenger RNA, 1646 nt
Organism: Brassicogethes aeneus
Lineage: Eukaryota; Metazoa; Arthropoda; Insecta; Coleoptera; Nitidulidae
Source: the annotation of a GenBank genome assembly
UAUUUGUUGGGAUUGCGUUCGUGGGAAGUGUCCCACUUUCUCUUUAAGUGACAAAUAGCGAUUUGUGGUCGUUUGAAGUGAUUUUGGCGGUUGCAAAGCGCGAAAUUUCGCAAGAUGACGGCUCACGAUCAAAUGCGAGCCAUGCUGGACCAGCUUAUGGGCACUGGACGAAAUGGUGAGAAUAAUAGAUUCCAUGUGAGGUUCAAUGAUCCAAAGGUGUGCAAAUCCUUUUUGUUGAGCUGUUGUCCUCACGAGAUUCUCUCCUCAACGCGCAUGGACUUGGGAGAAUGUCCGAAAAUUCAUGAUUUGGCUUUAAGGGCCGAUUUCGAGAAGGCCCAGCAGUCCAAAGACUACUUCUACGAUUUAGACGCCAUGGAGCACCUGCAGGCGUUCAUCAGCGACUGCGAUCGCCGCACGGAGGCGGCCAAGCAGCGCUUGGCCGAAACUCAGGAGGAACUGUCGGCCGAGGUGGCCGUGAAAGCGAACAGCGUGCACGAGCUGGCCGAGCAGAUCGGCCAGAAGCUGGCCAAGGCCGAGCAGCUGGGCGAGGAAGGGUUCGUCGAGGAGAGCAUGAAGCUGAUGGAGGAGGUGGACGAGCUGAGGAAGCAGAAGCUCGAAGCAGAGCAGGAGUACAGGAACUCGAUGCCGGCGAGCAGCUAUCAGCAGCAGAAGCUGCGCGUGUGCGAGGUUUGUUCCGCCUACCUCGGCAUACACGACAACGACAGGCGAUUGGCCGACCAUUUUGGCGGCAAGUUGCAUCUUGGCUUCAUCAAGAUCAGGGAGAAGCUGGCCGAACUCGAGAAAAACUCGGACAAACGCAAAGAAGAGAAGCGCAAGGCGAACAAGGACCGCGACCGCGGCGACGACCGCGAGGACCGCUACCGCGAACGUUACCGCGAACACUACGUCGGCGGUCGCGAGCUCGACCGGCGCUCGAAGCGGCACCGGUCGAGGUCCCGCGAGCGCAAGGAGCGAGAGAGGGUCGGCGGGGAUAAUAGGGUCGGCGGGGAUAACAGGGGCGAUCGCAGGCGGCGCUCGCGGUCGAGGAGCCGCGAGCGCAGCGAGAGGAGCGAGCGCAGCCGCAGGUCGCGAUCGGGGCACUCGAGCCCCACAGAUAAGCCCGAGAGGGGGGAGCGCAGCGACAGGAGGAGGGACAGAGACAGGGAUUAAUGCGACUUUUAAUAGCAUCACUUUAGAGUCGACUUUUCUCGACGACAUUUAGGCAGUAAGGUACCUAUCGACAUAAUCUUUCAUUUAUUUAGUUCUCUGUAUAAUCUAGGUAAAUUCUUGGAGUUGUUAAAUUAUUUGUACGAUCGUUUGUGAGAGAAUAAAAUUUGCGUGGCUGAGAUUAGUUUUAAUUUCUGAUGUGUUACACUAUGGUUUAUAAUUUGUUUUAUUUUACUUGAUUUUAUUAUGUAUCAAUAAAGAUGUUUCUUCACAUUGUUUUUUUUACUUGACAUUAAAAAAAUCACUGCCAUGAAGUUAAACAGACAAUCAAUUGUUUACUUGUUUGCUGCUGGAAUAGUUGACCGAAUUUGUGUGACUGAGUUUUUUUUAUUUAAAUUUGUGUACUUGACACAAAAAUAGUGAAUUAUUUAAUAGAUUUAUUAUUGUAUUAAUAAAAUAUAUGUUCUUUAAUUAUGGUA